Molecule: messenger RNA, 3505 nt
Organism: Dermacentor silvarum
Lineage: Eukaryota; Metazoa; Arthropoda; Arachnida; Ixodida; Ixodidae
Product: retroviral integration site protein Fli-1 homolog
Exons: 5
Coding region: 42-1409 (455 amino acids)
Biological process (GO): cell differentiation; regulation of transcription by RNA polymerase II
Cellular component (GO): nucleus
Molecular function (GO): DNA-binding transcription factor activity, RNA polymerase II-specific; sequence-specific DNA binding
Source: RefSeq, a predicted model, not a curated record
GGAUCCCGCGCGAUCUGCCGCUUCAGCGGCCCGUCGAAGAAAUGACGAACUUGGUGCCAGGAGUGGGCGGGAAAGCCCGCCAGGAUUCGUCGCCGCGCAUGUACGACGACGGGUCUCUCGAGAACGCGGCGUUGCACUGCUGCAGGGUCGAGACACCGGAAGAGAGGCGAACGUCGUCGGAGAGCUUGGCCUGCUCGACAGGGGAGCACGACGAGUGGGCAAUCGAAGACGUCGCCGUCUCCGUGAAAGGCUGGCCUUCCGCGUCACCGGCCGACGCGGCGGCGGCGGUGGCUGAUUCAGCUGCCGGACGUGAAUCAGCCGAGCGGCGCCGCCGGAACUCGGGGAGCCUGAGCGGCGUUUUCGAAGACGCCGCCAAGCAAGCGGCGCCGGUCGCCGCCGCUGCCGGCGUCAACGGAACGUCGGUGUCUCCUAACGCUGCCGCGCCUGAUGUCCCCACGGCGUCGACGGUGAGCUUCUCGGAGACUCCUGACAGGGAAGAGAACGCCGAAUCCGAGACGGAGAAAGCGGAAGCGUGGCUGCCCACAGACCCCACCCAAUGGGACGGCAACGACAUCUGCGUAUGGCUGUGCUUUAUGAGCGACAACCUCGGGCUGCCGGCGCUGGACGCCGCCAAGUUCCCGGACAAUGGCGCAGCACUGUGCGCGCUUACACCGGAGCAGUUCCUCGAGAGGACGGAUGCUCGCUCGGCCAAAAUACUCAACGACUUCUUGGUUUUAAGAAAGAGGGGUUUCAGCGCUCAGUCACUCACGGCCUCGAGCAAAGUCGAGGCACAAUCCCCCCCGAGGUCUUCGACACCUGAUUCUUUUCAAAUGUUUCGGGCUGCUAGCGCGCGGUUCUCGUCACAAGGCAGCGGCCAGAUCCAGCUGUGGCAAUUCCUGCUCGAGCUCCUCUCGGACAGCAACAACGCCAACUGCAUCACCUGGGAAGGUAGCAACGGCGAGUUCAAGCUCAUCGACCCGGACGAAGUGGCCCGGCGCUGGGGCGAGCGCAAGAGCAAGCCCAACAUGAACUACGACAAGCUGAGCCGCGCGCUACGCUACUACUACGACAAGAACAUCAUGACCAAGGUGCACGGCAAGCGCUACGCCUACAAGUUCGACUUCCACGGCCUGACGCAGGCGCAGCAGCCGCCUACCCCCGAGUCGUCAGCCGCGUAUCGCCUGCAGACCGAGCUGUUACUACCUCACUACCGGAGCAACUACAUCGGCGCCCACCAGCCGUCGCCAAUGGGGCUGCCUCCGUCAGCCGCGGCUGCAGCCGCCGCCGUGCGUAGUCCUUACUGGACGCCGAGUGCCACGGGAGCCUGCAACCUGUACCCCAACCUGUCGGGACACUCGCUCACGCACGCUGGACACAGAGCCAACGGCCUGAGUCACUAUUACACAUGACUCUGGUGCUGAGAUCGUAGCGGCGACCGCCUGGUGUCGCACCACCAUUGACACUUGCCCAUUAGUCGUGAACUGCGAAUUGUGAGAGACUAUAUAGGCACGAAUGGAACGAACACAUUGGACUCCGUAGAAUCGGCGCAGAAUGGGGAUCCACGUCCUGUGUUCCAAUUUAUUUCGGUGCAUUUUUCGCAAACGUGUUUUCAUGGGUGCAGCGUCGGACCUACGAACGUUGUUUGAUUUUGUGCUUUGCAACAAACCCGUGACGAACGCCCUGAUAAGUGUGAGUAGAAUGUUGUGCGAAAGUAAUCAACGCUUGCGGUAAUCUGCUGGGUUUGUUGUCUCCUGCAGGCAAGAAAGGAACCCAAGUUUGUGACCUGUCGCUAGAGUUGUUUUUCGUUGAUACGCACAGUGGACAAAGUACAAGUACCGGAAUGUCUAUGCGCGUGCAAGAGCUCCGGGUGCCUGCAGUCACUACGAAAGUCUUGACGAAACUGUCGUUUUGCAUAGUGAUUAAUAGGGGAUGAUAGGCUGAAGGGUCAAUUUUCGAACCGGUUAACCGAUUUUAAUAAAAUUUUGUGGAAUGAUUUAUUUUUUGUUAUGAGAAUAUAUUUUAAAUUUCAUCACCCUGACGCAAAUAGACAAAAUAUGGGCAUUAUAUUGGGCACUUGAGUGCUAGCUUAGAAAACUAUCAUUUCAAAAAUAAGAGAUAGCUUCCCUGUUUUCGGAUAGAUAAAUGAUAAAAACAGCCACUUGAUUUUUUUUAUGCCAUUUCUGUAAAAAAAAUCCGGUCACUUGGAAACCAAGUUUGUUUUCAGUGUAAUCAUCAUAUGUGAACUAUCUGACAUUUUUAUUGUGGUAGAAGAAACUUAGAACCUAAAAAGUACAUUAUCUUAUUCCUGACAAAAUUUCCCUUCAUAAACCUCUAUGAAGCCAGGUUUUGGCAAAGCAGGUUGAAAACAAUAGUUUUCCUGGAGGUGUAGUUUGGUAAGAAAGUGCGAACAGAGAAAUAUCAGUUGAAAGAUUACAGCACACGCUACACUAAUUUAUUUUAUUUAAGUUGUGCUUUCUUCAGCACAGCGCUACUCGGCAGCGAUCGCUUCAAGCCGCUUUUUCCUUCUAAAUUUGGAGCUGUCGAGCGCCCUUGUCUGUGCUCGUGAAAUGCGACCUUAGUUGCUUGCUGGACAUGCUUCCUUGUAUGGACUCCAUAAUCUAGCUCCAGCUUCGCGGGCACUUUCGAUAUGCUGCAUGCACCCUCAUUGACCUGUAGAACUGCCAAGGGUGCUGCAGUUUGUGCUGUUCUCAGGGAUGCCAACUCCGUCUUCGGCCACCUGUUCCACAAAAACGCAUUGAAUGAUUCACUCGCGUACUGCAUCUGCCUCGUCUAACAUCGUUCAAGCAGCUCUCACUUGCUAAGCCAGAUCUCCUUGUCUGGCCGAGGACAGACAGGGAUGAGUUAAGGAGACGAGCAUGUAGGGACAAGAGUUCUACUAGAGGCUGGACGAUGGGUUCUUGGCACCGUCGGCUUGCCGGCAUCAACCAGUAUUGCUCUGCAAGUCAUUCCAGAGUCGCCGUGGCAGAAAAUAUGCCAUUUUUGUUGUCUUUCCGAUAAACAGAGUUUCAAUCUCGGUUUGCCACUCAAUUCCUGCUAGCCACAACCCAAACUAUUACGUUUUUCUGACAUUUUUUCUGCACGUUAUGAUACAGCUUCGAUACGUCCCUUAUCGCUAAAAGCCACUAAGAACCCUCUUUCGAAGAGUGCACUCAUUCUGCGUCCAGGUUCUCUUGUGCUUUGCGGCCCUGUUUUGACAACAGCCUUCACGAACGCUGUCGACGGCGAGUAAGUGCCAACGUCAUGUGAAAAACGUUAAUUUUAACGCGAUAGCGUUUAGGGCCCCGUGUCGCAGAAAAUGCGGCGUCGGCAACCGGUGUGUGAUCGCGGGUGGCGGAGAAAAUCUUACAACCACAUCGACCGCGCAGGCCCUCCACGUGGUGCAAGGUUUCGGUGAACGAAAAUUGAAUUUCUCACAGUGAAAUCCGUCAGAAAAAUGGUAAAGUACGACUUUACCAUUCGGCGUCGGAUUCGCCGUUGGAUUGUU